Molecule: messenger RNA, 1762 nt
Organism: Oryzias latipes (Japanese medaka)
Lineage: Eukaryota; Metazoa; Chordata; Actinopteri; Beloniformes; Adrianichthyidae
Gene: cenpl
Product: centromere protein L
Source: RefSeq, a predicted model, not a curated record
GAACAAAAAGUAAACAAACAAAUGAAGCGAGUAUUAUAACAAUACAAAAAAUCCACACUUUGUUUCUCUAAAACAAGAAGAAAAAACUAACAUGCCAGAUGUAUUCAAAUCAUCUCAUAGCACGUGUACUUUCAGUUAAAAUACUGAUUUAAAUAAAAAUCCAGAUAAUACAAGAAAAUAGAAAUUUGUAAAUUUCUUAGACGCGAAGUUGUCGGUUUUAUUUUGAAAAUAAGCAUCGCUUCCUGUUUUGGGCAGACCGCUUCCUGUUUUGGGCGGACGUGAUUGGCUGCGUCUGAGCGCGCAGACUCACUGGUGAGCGCGAUGUUCAAAUCCACUUCCGCUUUGUGUCUGUGCUUUUUUGUUUUUGUUUUUUCUUUGAUAUUUAAACUCUCUGGUCGCCUGGAAUGGAUCCUUUGAGCGAAAGUGGGAUGAGGACGCCUCACAACGGCGCUGUGGUCCAGCGGAGGAGCAAAACGCGGAGCUACAGACAGUCGUACCGCAGCUGCCUUGGCACCGCCUCCAGGCUCGGCCUCACGCCGGCGCUGACGGCGCGCAGGCUCAACGCCAGCAGGCGAGCUGCAAAGCCGCAGAAUGUCGCCGACAAAGUGAACCCGGAGCAUCUGGCCUUGUUGGUGAAGGCGGAGUGGCAGCUGUCGUACGUUACUCCCCUCUACCAGUUCAGACACACGCAGCUGAGGAGCUACUCCAGGCAGCUGGCGGCUUUUAUUGUGGCGGAGAAGCAGCAGGGUUUGGCGGUGGAGGUCAGCGAACUGCACAACAGCUACAGGGUCUCCUUGUCUGUGGUUCAGGGGUUAACAGAGUCAGAGGAUGACGCUGAAACGGUCCUCAUACAGAUCCACUCCAAGCCGAUGUUUGCACGGCAGGAUGAGCCUCAGAGGUCCGUGUGGAGCGGCUGGCUCACCUGCGUCCACGGCAGCCCAGAGUACCUGCGCUCCCUUCCCAAAGACUUCACCUGUCUGCCUCUUUUUGGCAGCAGGGGGCCUGAAUAUCUGUCCCGUGUGGUCAAAUCCUGGUUCCAAAAGACCUUUGACUGCUGCUUCGGCUCUCUAGAGAUCAACCACACCAGCUUGCAGUGGUUCGCGGCGUUAUGGACCGACUGCCACUCCCAGUCCCACAUCCAGCACCUCAGGAUGCUGUGGACGAUUCCCGCGGCGCCGCCGCUGCAGAUAACGUACACGGUGGACCAUCAGGACGCGUGGGACCUGUGGAACAGCGUGAGGAAGGGGCCUACGGCUGCGGUAGCGGAGGAUGCGGCUUCCAUCGACCUGGAGGAGGUGACCGGGUUCCUGCAGGCGCUGAAGAGCCACUUUUACCGCCACUUCCGGCUGGACCUGUCGGCCGGGACCCUCCAGCAGGUCUCCACGGCUGUGGGCUCGGCCAAGAGCUCCGGCAGGAUCAAGAUGUCCAACAGUCGACACGUGAUCGCCACCCUGACUCUGCUGACGGAGUGCGCCCUCCUCAAAAUGCCCAUCUGAGGGUUUGUCGACACCAAACCAGCAGAAAUCAAGAUUUUCUUUCUGUCAUUUUUAAAAUAUGUCGUUGCUUUAAAGCAAACUGUUUUAACUGCUUUUAUUUUAAAAUCCACUUUAGCAGAAAUGGCAACAUAAACACGUGUGUCUAGUUUAUCCAGUAAACAGGUCAUCAGGUCGGAUUUCAGUUAAACGUUUUCACUAUGUACUAUCUGUGUGUACCUUCUUUUAAAGUUAUCAAUAAAGGCAGAAAACGGUGGUAUUUUAAUUCA